CGUUGUCUUUAUCUACCAGUCUCGCCUGUGAAACCAGCCUAUCUUAUUACAGCUGCAAGAGACAGUGAAGGAAUUAAUCACAGGCGGGAGGCAGACUAAGUGAGUGGAAGGCCAAGUGACACAACAGCACCGUACCUUGCUGUCACAGAUCACUCACAGCAUCAAGCUCGCUCACUCGGCCUGGAGUUGAGAGGAUCUCACGAUUCCAGCACUGUCGGAAUUUAUCAGAAAGAAGGAGGUUGAUCAAUUUUACCUAGUAGGCUACCUUACAGGUUACUAGAUUUUCCAAGGUAGUCAUCACAAGAUGGGCAACAAAUCUGGUAAAGCGAGUAUCACAGAGCCUGUAGCUGCGGAUGGCUCAGGAAACACUGAAAGUAACAAGAAGGCAAAGAAGGAAAGAAAACACUCUAAGAAGGGUGGCAAUGCUGAGAAUGAGAAUGGUGGGGUGCAGGAAAUAUCAUUGGAGAGAAAAGGAGAAGGUGACCAAACAGAAGACAAAGAACAGGAAACAACUCCAAAUGGUGAUGCUAACAACUCAGAACUGGAUAAUGUGCAGGGUGUUGAUCUAGAUGAAAUUGAACAAAAACAAACUGAUAGCACACCAACAGAAAAUGGUCCUGAGGAGGUUAUAAGCACUGAUAAAGAGGAAAAGGAAGUACAGAAUUCUGAAACUGAAAAACAGGAUGAUGCAAAAUCAGAUAAUGAAAGCCCAGUGGAAAAGGAACCUGAAACCCCAGAAGAUGCACAGGUAGAAGAAGAAAAAGAGGAAACUAUUGAAAAGAGUGAAAAUAAACUAGAAAGUGAUGCUGCUGAUGUUACUGCUACUGCUGCUGAAGAGGAAAAGACUGAAGUGGAAGAAGAGCAGCCAGAAGAGCAACCAGAAAGUGCAACAAUAGACACACCUGUAGUCGAGGAAACAGAAAAAGAGGUUAGUGAAAAUGCAGAGAAAAAGAGUACUAACAAACAGAAGGAUGGUUCAAAAUCACCAGAGAAGAAGGGCUUUUGUUUUGGGGGGUGUCUUAAAGGCAGUUCAUCAGCAGAUCAACUUCAAAAGUUGGACGACAGUAAAAGUGAAGAAGUAAAAGAUGAAGAGGGAAAAAAUACAGAGAAGCCUGUUCCCUCUUUGGAAGGAGAAGAAAAAAGUGAAAGUAAUAAAGUAGAGAAUGAAGCAAAUGUGGAUACAGCUGGACAAGACAAGUUAGAACCAGUUCAACCAGAAGUAGUAGAACAGAAAGAAGAGACUACAGCAGAAGAUGAAAAAACUACAGAGACUGCAGUAGAAGAAGAAAAGAAUACAGAGACUGCAGUCGAAGAGAACAAGGUCAAAGAAGAGGCACCCACAGAGCAAACACAAGAGGAAUUACCACCACCUGCUGAGCCAGUCACAGAGGGGGCAGCACCCAUUGUAGUGGAGGAGAAUCAGCAGCAAGAAAUGCCCGAACCAACAGCACCUGCUUUGUCAGCUAUAGUCUCAGAGUCAAUCACAGCAGAGGAACAGAAAGGAGAGGUAAGUAUUAUUGUUCAUACUGACACCCAGCUUGAGGCUGUGAAAGAGGGUGAACAAAUGGGUGAAAAGGAGAAAGAAGUUCCAAAAGAAAAUCUUGGUAAACCGGUAGCUGAGGCAGUGGUACCUGAAAAAGAUAUUGUUGAUCAGGUACAUGAGGAGGAUGUACUGAAGGAAGAUGUUGACAAACUUCAAGCAGAGGAACCAGACGAGGUAGCUGGUGAUCAGAAUUUUGUGUCUGAGGCACAAAGUGAAGUUGUUAAACAAGAGAGAGAAAUACUAAAGGAAGAUGACAUGAUACAGGUACCCGAGGCAGAGGAACCAAAAGGAGUUAUUGACCAGAAUUCUGAGACAGAGGAACCAAAAGAAUCUAUUGCUCAUCUGGUAACUAAGACAGACACUCAAAAUGAUAUUGUUGAACAGGCACAGCAGGAAGAGGUAGAAGAUGUUGUGAAAGAGGCACCUGACACAGAGGAACUAAAAGAUGAUAUUGUUGAUGAGAAACCUGAGACAGAAGAACCAAAGGAAGAUAUUGAACCAAAAGAAGAUAUUGAUCACCAGGUAACUGAAACAGAGCAGCCCAAAGAAAAUUCCAAAGAUGUACCAAAUGUGGUGGAACCAGAGGAAGUCCAUGAAAAAUCCCCUGAGAAAGAGGCACUGAAUGAAGAUAUUGUUGAACAGAUACCUGAGUCAAAAACACUACAAGAAAUGGUAGUCGAACAGGCACAAGAAUCAGAAAAGCAAGAAGAGGAAAUUGUUGGACAGGAACAUUUACAAGGUGCACAGAAAGAUCAUGAAGAACAGAUAGUUGAUGUACAAGCAACAGAUGAGAAUGAUGCUGAAGAGUCACUUAAACCAGAGGCAAAGGAAGAAUGCCCUGAAGUAGAAGUAAAGAUGCAACAUGGUAUUGAAAAUGCUAACGUCACAGAACCCCCAAAUGAGGAAGAUGAUAAAAAUGCUUCAACUCCAAAAGAAGAUGAGGAGCAUCAGGUUCUUGAGCAAGAAGUUUCUGAAGGGGAAAAAGUCAAAGAUGAACCACAGAAGGACAAGUCUCCCAAAGAAUCAAAAGAGAGAAAACCUGAAUUAGAAAAUGAAACGAGAAAUUUCCAAUGAAUCUGAAACUAAAAUUGCACAACAUGCUUCUCCAGCAGGUGUUAUAGUGUCUAAAACUUUAGAAAAUGAAGUUUCAGAUAAAACACCAGCAGCCUUAUCAUCACCAGAGACUAAAGGAGGAAAUGAUGAUCAUCCAUUGGUUGGCAAACCUGAUGAUUGUCCCUCAGAGGGAGCCACUAAUCCAGAUAAUCCAGAGGAUUCAGUUGAAGACGGUGCAAAAGAGGAAAAUACCCAAGAAGAACCUCCAACAGAGGAAGAAGUGAAGAAUAGUCCAGAUGAGCCAG
This is a messenger RNA of Lingula anatina, 2901 nucleotides long. RefSeq lists its product as uncharacterized. NCBI's taxonomy places the organism in Eukaryota, Metazoa, Brachiopoda, Lingulata, Lingulida, Lingulidae. The record is from RefSeq and is a predicted model, not a curated record.